AUGGCGGAGGAGACGGUGCGGGAGCUGCGCGCGAGCUUCGCGGCGGGGCGGACGCGCCCGGCGGAGUGGCGCGCGGAGCAGCUCAAGGGGCUCAUCCGGAUGAUCGACGAGAAGGAGGCCGAGAUCAGCGCCGCGCUCCACGAGGACCUCGCCAAGCCGCACAUGGAGUCCUACCUCCACGAGAUCUCACUGACAAAGUCAUCGUGCAAGUUUGCGCUCAACGGGCUCAAGAACUGGAUGAAGCCCGAGAAGAUACCUGCGUCCAUAACUACAUUCCCGUCCUCCGCUCAAAUCGUGCCAGAGCCCCUCGGUGUCGUGCUCAUCAUCUCAGCCUGGAACUACCCCUUCAUACUCUCUAUUGACCCAGUCAUUGGAGCAAUCGCUGCUGGAAAUGCUGUUGUUCUGAAGCCAUCAGAAAUAGCGCCAGCUACCUCGUCAUUGUUAGCAAAGCUGCUACCCGAGUAUGUUGAUAACUCCUGUAUUAAAGUUGUGGAGGAGGCGUUCCAGAAACAACCGCACUCUUGGAACAGAGAUGGGAUAAGAUCUUCUACACAGGCAUUAGCCAUCACACAGUUAUUACGAGAUUCUUCUAAUAUAAUCCGAAAGUCCUUGAUAGAGAACUGUAAUGGAACUGUAGCACGCAUAGUGAUGGCAGCAGCCUCAAAGCAUCUAACCCCGGUUGCCGUUAAGAGGAUUGUUGUUGGCAAAUGGGGAUGCAACAAUGGCCAAGCGUGCAUUGCUCCAGAUUACAUAAUAACGACGAAAUCAUUCGCGCCAGAGCUGGUGGCCUCUUUGAAAAGAGUUUUGGUAAGGUUCUAUGGGGAGGAUCCUCUGCAAUCAGCAGACUUGUCUCGUAUUGUGAAUUCGAAGCAAUUCAAGAGAUUGCAAGAUUUGAUAGAAGAAAAAAGAGUUGCUGACAAGAUUGUGUAUGGCGGCGAGGCUGAUGAGGAGCAAUUAAAAAUUGCUCCUACACUAUUGUUAGAUGUUCCCCAAGAUUCAGCAAUUAUGACGGGGGAAAUAUUCGGGCCCUUGCUUCCGAUUGUGACGGUCGAAAAGAUUGAGGAAAGCUUCGACUUGAUCAACGCCAAGCCUAAGCCACUUGCCGCCUACCUUUUCACCAAGAACAAGAAACUGCAAGAGGAGUUUGUGGCGAACGUCCCUGCAGGAGGGAUGCUUGUGAACGACACCGUGCUACAUCUCGCCAACCCGUACAUGCCCUUCGGCGGCGUGGGCGACAGCGGGAUGGGGUGCUACCACGGCAAGUUCGGCUUCGACUGCUUCAGCCACAAGAAGGGGGUCCUGAUCCGCGGCUUUGGCGGCGAGGCGAACGCCAGGUACCCGCCCUAUACGACGGAGAAGCAGAAGAUCCUAAGGGGCCUCAUCAACGGCAGCUUCAUCGCCCUCAUCCUUGCCCUCCUGGGCUUCCCCAGGGAGAAGCGUUAG
Molecule: messenger RNA, 1443 nt
Organism: Miscanthus lutarioriparius
Lineage: Eukaryota; Viridiplantae; Streptophyta; Magnoliopsida; Poales; Poaceae
Source: the annotation of a GenBank genome assembly